AUGGUCAAGACCGAAUCCACGCUUCCCUCUCCUCCAUCGGAAUCAGCGUCCGCCUCCGCGGUUCCUCUGGAUUCACCAAUGCGCACCACCCCCAUACAUUUUGAUCUCUCCGAGAUUAAGGUUCCAGAUGGUCCCCUUCCAUCAUACCGAUACCACCCAGUUACAUGCCAGCCGAUGGAGAUACACGACUACCAAUCCGAGCUUGCUAAGUUGGAACGAGAAUACUCGUCGCGCGAGGCUGCCACCAGGGCCCAGGGCGAAACGGCCAAAGAACUGAAGGCCAAGAUUAAAAGCGCGCAGCACAAACGGGAGGAAGUUCAAAAGGCCAUUGAUAAGAAGGUCAAGGAGCGCAACACUGAAAUGAAGGUUGUGUCGAAGUUCCAAGAGGUCAAGACAUCCGAUAUUCCGUCUUGA
This is a messenger RNA of Penicillium arizonense, 414 nucleotides long. RefSeq lists its product as uncharacterized. Lineage: Eukaryota; Fungi; Ascomycota; Eurotiomycetes; Eurotiales; Aspergillaceae. The coding region runs from base 1 to 414 and encodes 137 amino acids. The record is from RefSeq and is a predicted model, not a curated record. The transcript has a single exon.